AUGAAUAAGCAGCAGGUGCUUGUGGUAGCAGUGUUGCCAAUGUCGCUGGAACUGGUGUUGGCCUCCUUGGAUGUAGUCCAUAAAUGUUGUUCGUCCGAUCGAAUGACGGACUGUAAAAGCUUUCGGAUGGGUUGUUCGCAUAUUCGAGUGAAGAUACAGGAGAGACUUGUUGGGCGAAGUUCGGUGCUAUUGGCUGUUGCGAUGGCUCCUGUGGCAAUUCGUACGUUCGAAGGUAAUUUCCGCGGUCGACAAGUGGUGCUGUAUUAA
This is a messenger RNA of Gongylonema pulchrum, 267 nucleotides long. Lineage: Eukaryota; Metazoa; Nematoda; Chromadorea; Rhabditida; Gongylonematidae. The record is from the annotation of a GenBank genome assembly.